Moneuplotes crassus is the source of this 1415-nucleotide messenger RNA. Lineage: Eukaryota; Ciliophora; Spirotrichea; Euplotida; Euplotidae. The record is from the annotation of a GenBank genome assembly.
CAAUGAAAGUGUUAGUCCAUGGAAACAGGAAUUCCCCAAUAUUCUCUCUAUGAAAGUCAAAGUUCAUAAUAAAGCAAAAUAAAGUUGGAAAAAGUGUCAAAGAGAAUUCUCAGCAGAAGUUAACCAAGAAAAUUGCCCCAAAAGUUCCGUUUACUAAGCUCAAAUUGCAAAGAGCCUAAGAAGUUAAGGGUCAAAAAAACAGCAGAGGGACUUAAUCUAAGCGUGCAAGGAAUAGAGGCAAAAAAUCCUACUAAAUUAGAGAGAUAUUCUAGUCAGGUAAAGGAUGAUAAGGUAACUCACGAAUCCAAGACUCCAGAUCAGUCUCCAGCUGAAGCUCAGUUUAGAAAUGAUUUCAUUAUUAAUGCAUAUAAAUAAGGAGAAUAAUGAUCCUAAAGUUUACAAGAUCGAUACAGUUGACCCACUAUCAUCUGAUAGUUAUAACAGCUCUUUUAUUGAGGAGAUGUCUCCUAGCUACGACAAUGGAGAAGGUAUAAAAAUUCCUGAAACCGACAAUAGAACGAGAAAAACUCAAAAUUUAAAGAAAAAAUUAGUCUACAAGCACCUAAAUCAAGCUGAAUUUAUUAACCAAAUGUUCAGCGAAAGGGUCAAUUUUAAUAAAAAAUGAAAUGAAAAAUCUAAUACGAGUCUAAGUAAGAAGAAGAUAAGUAGGCUCAACUUUGAAGAAUCACCUAUUUCAAUGACAAAUAAAAACAAAAAGAAAAUAAAGGUGCAUGCAAAUAUUUCUCCUAUAAAUAUCGAACCCACGUCUGCUAGAAAAUGUGAUGAUAGAGAUAAGAAGAGUUUACGAAUAAAGACGAACCAGAUAUUUCCCAAUAAGAAAAGCAACUUAAACUUACAUAAUGCUUCUUAUACAGAUAAUACUGAUGAGGAGUUUACUCCUCAUCAGUCGCAUGAUUAUUCUUCUAAGAGCUUGAUCAAUCGGAAAACGAAACUUGAGAGAACUCCCCAGUCACAGUUCAGCUCUUACUCUCCAGAGAAAUCAGAUCUGGCAAGGUCGGUAAACUCGAUUCACAGAUUGAACCAUCUGAAGGAUUCUAUUUUCUCUAAAAGAAAUAGAAUGGCCGACCAUAGCUUCUUUACAGUCAGCAAGAGAAGAAAUAAGUUUAGCAACUAUUUGGUCUUCAACCCCUGGAAUGAGGGAAAACAAGACCAGAAAUCGAUGAGGCAAAAGCAGUUCUCCCUGCCGAGGAUUCAUCAGAAUAGCAUUCAGGCUGAGCCAAAUCUGUGACAAGAGCCUACCCCUAAAAUAACUAAUCUGAUAGAAAAGCAAGAGGAUAAUAAUACAGUCUCUAUUAAAAGAAUGGCUUGAAAAUCUAACAGCAUGCAACACUUUGAAUCAGUGAAGCAAAAAUGAAAGAAAUUUAUAACUUAAUUUUCACUUUAUGCAUCAAAAA